Messenger RNA from Populus nigra (black poplar), 1025 nucleotides. RefSeq lists its product as uncharacterized. The coding region runs from base 475 to 918 and encodes 147 amino acids. The transcript is spliced from 2 exons. Lineage: Eukaryota; Viridiplantae; Streptophyta; Magnoliopsida; Malpighiales; Salicaceae. The record is from RefSeq and is a predicted model, not a curated record.
UCAAACUUAACUUUUUCUUAUAAGAUAAUGAAGCGAAACAAGGUCUAUUUCUUUUUUGACAUAAAAGAAAGAUGAAAACAUAAUCUGUGGAAAUCAAUCUCAAAAUCAGUUAGAAUCUUAGAGAAGUAUUAGUAUAUAUGGUUUAGGAAAGAGAAUCUGGUAUUAACUAUCCAGAUUCUCUAGAUUAUUGCUUUCUAGUUUAGUGCAGGAUACUUUUCUAUCUAGUAUUUAUUUCUUGUUUUGAGGGUCAGUAGGUUAGCUUCUCUUCCCUAUUUAUUGUACAAACAUACUGCUGGUAAGAUUAAGAAAAGAAAAAGACUUCUCUCAAAAUUCUUCAUAAUCACAGGAGGCAGAAAGGGUUAUAAAUGUUAUUCUCUCUUCCCUACCUCUCUCAAGUGCAUUUUUAUAGGAUACUCUCCACACCAAAAGGGUUAUAAAUGUUAUUCUCCUGUUCUCAAAAAGGUCUAUACUUCUAUGGAUGUCAUAUUUUUUGAACAUCAAGCAUACUAUCCCAAGUCUGAUCUUCAGGGGGCAACCAUGAGAGAAUAUCAGAAUUGGGAUAUACAAUCUGAUCAUGUAAUUAACUCAGGAGACAACCAAAAGAGUCUUGUCCAAAGUCAUUUGAGCCCUUACACUACACCUCCAGCUGUAACCCAAUCAAUCCCAGCACCACCAGCCUCAAUCCAAUCUCCUGACCAGAUUCAUCCUACACCAAAACAGAUCACAAAUCAUGAGCUUCUUACCUAUUCUAGAAGGAAAAAACUUGGAAAGGAGAUAGAGCACACAAUACCUCUUGCACAUGACCAAGAUUCAGAACCAAGUCCAGAUUCUGCCCCAAUAUACUCAGCCAUUGACAGUGUACAGAUUCCUAAGUCUAUUGAAGAAGCUCUCAAAGAUUCAGGUGGAGAAAGGCAGUGAGUGAUGAAAUCAGUGCCUUAAACAAGAAUAGAACUUGGGAAAUUUCUGAACUUCCACCUGGAAAGAAACCAGUUGGGUGUAAAUGGGUAUUUACUAUCAAACAUAAG